CCACCAUGAGUUGGACAAUGAAGACAAUUGGCUUGUUGAUGAUAAAUAUCUUAGUGUCUGUUUGUGUGUGUGAACAAGAUUAUUGUGUAAAAUCGGAACGGCAAUGUUGUCGGACAUUUGUCGUCGAGGAGUUCAACCAGGCUUCGAGGUCAAUAGUUGUCAUCGAGCCAUAUGGCCGUUUAGGCAACCAUCUAACAGCCUUUGCUCAUUUAUAUCAAUUAAGAGAAGAGCUUGGAGUUGAUGUGUACAUUGUGAAUCAAACGAGGAAGCUCAUGAGCCAAGUAUUCUCAGAGACCACCCUCCAAACUCUGCCAGUUCUGGAAGAAGAGUUUUGCAACAUUGAUGACAUCCCAUUCAGAGACUUUGAUCUGGACAUCCGUUACAUUUUGACCGAUGAGAGCUACCGAAAGGGCCAUAUCUUAUUGCUUCUAGAUGAGCGAGUCCGUCACUUAAAGUUGAACCAACGAACCAAAGAGUACAGGGAAUUCAUCCAGAAGUUUACAAACUCCAUGAGAAGUGUCCUGCAAUUUCGUCCUGAAAUCUUGGAAGCGGUCGACACCAAGAUGACCAAAAUUGCCACCAAAUUUAGGCAAAAACAUCCAACCAUAGAUCAAGCGGCUCUAAUCACGUGGAUUGGCAUCCACAAUCGUCGAACGGAUUUCAACAACUUUGCUUGGCAAAAACAUGGCCUAACUCCCUUUGAAGAGGAGUACUUUGUCGAAGCAAUGGAUUAUUACCGAGAGCGUUUUGGAGAGGCUGUAAUAUUCUUGUACGUGUCGGAUGACAUGAAGUGGGGCCGCCUGAAUCUGAUGAACCCCAAACGAGAUCUCUUCUUUGUUGGCAAAGGAAAGACAGAGGACGAGGACGAGAUCGCCUUUGACAUGACUCUAUUGGCUCAAUGCAACCAUUCUAUUUAUACUCGUGGUACUUUCGGCAUCUGGACGGCCGCCAUGGCCGGUGGGCUUAUUCAUCAUGAGCGUGGCGUGUCUGAGAAUGUCGUUGAUAUUUAACGUAGGGUUUGUCCCUUGAAGUGUCUAGUGUGCAUUGCCAGAACCUCGAGCGUGUUAAAAGUUAUUGCCAAGCAAGACGGAAUUCCUGGCCUCUCUUCUCCCAAAUAGUUUUGGAUGCAAAGCUGAACCAAUCUAUCUUGAGAGAAGUGAACCAGAAGCUUCACACCAUCUUCUUUCCACCCUUCCAAGUCCAACCAGAAGCAUCCUCACUUAUCCACCUCAUUGGAUGGACGCCACAUUCUUUAUCAAUCUCUUUAGUAGGAGAGCCUUUAAUGGAAUCUUGGCGCAAGAAAGGACAGGCACUAUAAAAAAGACCGACCCUACUACCUUUUCUCGUCCCUUACAAGGACGUUAAUCCAUGUACGUGAUCUGCCUGAAUGAAUAAAAGAAUACACAUCAAAUUUGGGAUUGAAAGUAAAGUCUUGACGUUGACGAUUUUCUAGUGGAUUUCUCGUUGGCAGAUCCGAGAGCCCUUCGGCAAAAUUGAAACUCCUUCCUUAGCUUCCAUCUCAUAAUGGAAGCUGCUCAAAUUCUGGCGAAAUGCCAGGAUCU
Messenger RNA from Tigriopus californicus, 1562 nucleotides. Its product is annotated as galactoside 2-alpha-L-fucosyltransferase SEC1-like. Gene Ontology annotation, biological process: carbohydrate metabolic process. The transcript has 3 exons. The coding region runs from base 6 to 1010 and encodes 334 amino acids. The record is from RefSeq and is a predicted model, not a curated record. Lineage: Eukaryota; Metazoa; Arthropoda; Copepoda; Harpacticoida; Harpacticidae. Gene Ontology annotation, cellular component: membrane. Gene Ontology annotation, molecular function: galactoside 2-alpha-L-fucosyltransferase activity.